Molecule: messenger RNA, 699 nt
Organism: Penicillium alfredii
Lineage: Eukaryota; Fungi; Ascomycota; Eurotiomycetes; Eurotiales; Aspergillaceae
Product: mitochondrial 37S ribosomal protein uS11m
Exons: 1
Coding region: 1-699 (232 amino acids)
Biological process (GO): translation
Cellular component (GO): ribosome
Molecular function (GO): structural constituent of ribosome
Source: RefSeq, a predicted model, not a curated record
AUGACUUCCUUUUCGAUAAACGCGCUAUUCAAGACAUUGCCGCCAGUAGGCCGGCAAUGUCACCCACGAAUCUCCUCCUGCACUAUCCGACCUUUCUCAUCGUCCCCGAGGGCCUCUCUAAACCAGCGGGACAAGCCCCGGGAUAUCGAGAGGCAGAUCCUCGAUCGAGAACCAGAAUCGUCCGCCGAGUCCUCAUCGCCGCUCUCCGCAAUCACCAAAAUGAUGCAGGGAGAUAACCCAGCCAGUUCGUCCUCGCAGGCCUCCAAUUACUCCCGAAUGGCCGAAAGUCUCGAGGCCGACGUGGUCAAAGACCCCUAUUCCGACCGAUCGCCCCCUCACCACCUGCAUGUCUACUGCCACAAGCACAAUACCGUCAUCACUCUGACGCGGCCAAAUGGAGAACCGAUGAUGACAGCGAGCUGCGGCCAAAUUGGGUUCCGCCACGCUGGUCGCGGAGGCUUUGACCCGGCUUACCAACUGACAUCCCACGUUAUCUCUCAAAUUACCGAGAGAGGCUAUAUCCUCGACAUUAAGCGGCUAGAGAUCGUCUACCGAGGGUUUUCAAAGGGCCGGGAUGGGUUCAAUAAAGUGCUGUUGGGGAAUGAGGGACGGAACAUUCGGGGGCUUAUCACCCGUGUGUGCGACGCGACUCGGGUCAAGUUUGGCGGUACUCGCAGCAGGCACGUUCGCAGACUGUGA